This is a messenger RNA of Aphanomyces invadans, 742 nucleotides long. RefSeq lists its product as hypothetical. NCBI's taxonomy places the organism in Eukaryota, Oomycota, Saprolegniomycetes, Saprolegniales, Verrucalvaceae. The transcript has a single exon. The record is from RefSeq and is a predicted model, not a curated record. The coding region runs from base 42 to 521 and encodes 159 amino acids.
GCCUGAUUCUAAGCACGUUAGGAAUUCCCGCAGAAACCAUCAUGAACACGAACGUGAAGCGGCUGCGGAAGGAGCUGGUCGAGCUGCGCAAGAGCCCGGAAGCGGACAUGGUGCUCUUCCCUCUUGAAGACACUGUGACUGAAUGGAAGGCGUUCAUCACAGGGCCUGUGGACACCCCGUUCCAGCACCGUGUGUUUGAGCUUCGCAUUGUCACGACGCCGUUGUACCCGAUGGAGCCGCCCAAGAUGCGCUUCGUCACCAAGAUCUUCCAUCCAAACGUGCACUUCGUCGAUGGCAGCAUCUGCCUGGACAUUCUUAAGCGCGAAUGGUCUCCAGCAUGGACUUUGCGGGCGGCGUGCCUCGCAGUGUCGUCUCUCUUGUCGGACCCUGCCGCCGACUCCCCAUUGAAUUGCGAUGCCGGCAACAUGAUUCGAGCAGGGGACAUGCUUGCGUACAACUCAAUGGCUGCCAUGUACACGGAAGAAUUUGGAUUGCCUUCGUUGCCCCCAUCUCCGUUGUAAGUCUCCCAAUCUACUGUUCCUCGACCGUGCACAGUAUGUCCUCGUCGCCAUCUUGUUCGCCGUCGACAACGUCACUCCCCUCGACGUCUGCAUCGUACGUUCGGCAUGCGAGGCUGCCAAAGUACAUGGUGACCGUCUUGAGCUUGUGGUUCAGGUAGUUGUAUUCGACUUCCACGACUUCAUCUCGCUCUGGAUCCUGCAAGAGCUUCACCUGCUUCGUG